This is a messenger RNA of Ostreococcus lucimarinus CCE9901, 495 nucleotides long. RefSeq names its product Peptidyl-prolyl cis-trans isomerase, cyclophilin-type (gene CYN19-4). Gene Ontology annotation, biological process: protein peptidyl-prolyl isomerization; protein folding. Lineage: Eukaryota; Viridiplantae; Chlorophyta; Mamiellophyceae; Mamiellales; Bathycoccaceae. Bases 1 to 495 code for a protein of 164 amino acids. The record is from RefSeq and is a predicted model, not a curated record. The transcript has 3 exons. Gene Ontology annotation, molecular function: peptidyl-prolyl cis-trans isomerase activity.
AUGUCCAACCCCGUGUGCUACUUCGACAUCGAGAUCGGCGGCCAGCCCGCGGGUCGCAUCGAGAUGACCGUUCGCGCGGACGUCGUGCCGAAGACCGCGGAAAACUUCCGAGCGCUGUGCACGGGUGAAAAGGGCUUCGGCUACGAGGGCUCGAGCUUCCACCGCGUGAUCCCGGGGUUCAUGUGCCAAGGCGGCGACUUCACGAACCACAACGGCACGGGCGGCAAGUCCAUCUACGGCAACAAGUUUGAAGACGAAAACUUUGUCUUGAAGCACACCGGACCGGGCAUCUUGUCCAUGGCGAACGCCGGCCCGAACACGAACGGCUCGCAGUUCUUCUUGUGCACGGCUGAUACCGCUUGGUUGGACGGUAAGCACACCGUCUUCGGCGCCGUGAGCAAAGGCAUGGACGUCGUCAAGGCGAUCGAAGCCGUCGGCUCGCAAUCCGGCGCGUGCUCCAAGAAGGUCACCAUCGCCAAGUCCGGCGUCCUCUAA